Messenger RNA from Tilletiopsis washingtonensis, 1031 nucleotides. RefSeq lists its product as hypothetical. Gene Ontology annotation, biological process: iron-sulfur cluster assembly. Lineage: Eukaryota; Fungi; Basidiomycota; Exobasidiomycetes; Entylomatales. The record is from RefSeq and is a predicted model, not a curated record. Bases 14 to 679 code for a protein of 221 amino acids. The transcript is spliced from 3 exons.
CAGCACCUCCACCAUGGCCGACAAGGACAACGCCAACCCCAUCAUCCACACCGCCGGCGCCGGCGCGCCGCAGCGCAGCACCGCCGACAAGGACGCGCACGCCGACGAGUGGUGGCGCGACGCCGCCGUGCACCGCGCGCCGGCCGCACAGCGCAGCGGUGCCGAGGCGGCGCCUGAGGAGAGUGGUGGCGCGGCAGACGAGGAGGAGAAGGAGGCUAUUGACAGCUUCGAGGUGUACGAUCUCGUGCGCUCCAUCUCCGACCCCGAGCACCCGCUCACCCUCGAGCAGCUCGCCGUCGUCAAUGCGCAGCACAUCUCCGUCGACGAGGGCGACGCAGCCAAGGGCCGCCUGCCCACCGUGCUGCUCGAGUUCACGCCGACGAUUCCGCACUGCUCCAUGGCGACGCUGAUUGGCCUGGCGCUCCGAGUGCGAUUGCUCCGCGCACUGCCGCCGCGAUACAAGGUCGACAUUCGCGUGCGCGAGGGCACGCACCAGUCCGAGAAGGCCGUGAACAAGCAGCUCAACGACAAGGAGCGUGUGGCGGCGGCGCUCGAGAACCAGCACCUGCUGGGCGUCGUCGCAGACUGCCUGGCCACCGCGGCGCGGCGUGGUGCCAGCGAGGAGGAGGCGCUGCGGAUCGCUGAUGCCCGGGCACGCGAGCUGGGCAUUGUGGCUUGAGUGAGGCGCGCUUCGCGCCCGCAUCGCCUGCAUCCCUCGCUCUGAGCCGCAUCGAGCCGGCUGCUGGCAGCCAUGAAGCGGCCGAUCCACACUGCACGGCUGGACGCUCUGUUGCGCUCUCACAUGGAGUCUGCCCGCGUCCAGCCGUCCGCUGCUGCACACUGCGGUCCCAUACCCUUGCCGCACCUGUAGCGCGACCGCACGAUCACACAUGGCAAGCCGGUUCUCACUGAGUGCAUUGAAAGGGAGCUCAUUGAAGGGUUGGUGUAGUGCACGAGAGGAUGAAGCGGGGGGCGGCCACGGUCUGAUGCUGGAGAUGCUGGAAUGGAGUGGGAAUGUGUGGAUGGUAUGG